Molecule: messenger RNA, 742 nt
Organism: Oryza brachyantha (malo sina)
Lineage: Eukaryota; Viridiplantae; Streptophyta; Magnoliopsida; Poales; Poaceae
Exons: 4
Coding region: 149-568 (139 amino acids)
Source: RefSeq, a predicted model, not a curated record
GGUUGUUGGUUUAUGUUCUUCCAUGAGCUGAGCUCCCUCCUUAUUUUCCCUCCCCAAAUCUUCACAAAAAUCCAAGAAUCCAGCCCUGCAUGUCACACCAUAAGAUCCCCACGGUUCUAAGCUUUCCAUUCAUCCAAAUAGCUUGCACAUGCAUAGAUUGCUGAGGGAGAUCGAGAAGAAAAGAGAAGGAGUUUGCUACUUGGUGCAAGGCAGCAGCAGCAGUAGCAGUUCUUUUCCUCCAUCUUGGUCGCCGGUUCAAGACUUCAAGGCUAGUAGCAGGCUACAAGUUGUUUUCUCUUCUUUGAUGACAACAGCUCGGUGUCUUCUUUGCUUCCCUAUUUUGGUUUCGAGAAUCUGGAGAGUAAAAAGCCAUAUCCAGAGGAGGAUAGUGACUAUCCUCAGCAGAAAGGAAAGGAUUCCGGGUAUGAGUUGUGCUUCUUGUGUGGUCACUGCUCUGCCGGUAGUGGCAAGGGCUGUGAGUGAUCCCUUCUCUUGCAGCUUGGCUCUUGCCCGGUUAGUUUGUACUUGUGGGGUUGUGGCACCAUCGGCUUUUGUUUUAUGCUUAUGAGUUUUAUUUGAGACUUCCGCUGCUACUUAUUUUGUGUAUGUUGGGACCUCGGACCCUAUGUUGUGUCAUGUUCAUUGCUAUUUAUUAUCAAGCUUAUGGUACUUGUUGUGACUAUUAAUUGCUUGCGAUGAAAGUGUGAGACUAGUCGCAUUCCUGGGGACUAGCUAAGCAUGU